ACUUGGCUAGCAAUGGCUGUGUGGUUCCUUUUAUUAUUCUUAUUCAUCCAAAUCCUUUCCACUACCGGCGCCACCUCCUACACUCCAGUCGAUCAUUUCGCAGUUAACUGUGGUGACUUCGGCUAUACUCUGUGGACUCAUCGGAACUGGACUGGCGACAUUGGCUCUACACUGUUCUCUCUCAUUGAAUCCUACAACACUACCCACUCAGUCAAAGCCCACGCACCAGUUAGGAAAGUAAUCCCCUACGGGACUGCCCGAUUCUCUCACUUCGAAUUCUCUUACUCAUUUCCAGUGACCCACGGCCCAAAGUUUGUUCGCCUUCACUUUCACCGAUCUUCCUACCAAGGCUUUCUUCAUUAUGAUUCUCUCUUCUCCGUCAAAGCAGGAUCCCACUACCUUCUUAAGAACUUUAACACUUCACUUGCCGCCGACCACGCUGGGCAAGAAACCAUUUUACAAGAAUACUUCGUCAACGUUGAACCAGGUCACAGGCUAAACAUAACCUUCAUGCCCAGCCUAUCUCAUCCAAAGGCCUAUGCUUUCAUCAAUGGGAUCGAGGUCGUCUCUAUGCCCACCUUUCUUUAUUACACCAACCUAAACAACCCACAUGGGAUGCUGCUAUUUGGUGGCCGGAAGUUUUCGAUCAAGAACAACAGUGCUCUGGAGACUCUGUACAGAAUCAAUGUUGGUGGGAGGCAGAUACUUCCCAUUGAGGAUACUGGCAUGUUUCGAAAUUGGGACCCAGAUAAUCCAUACUUGGAGAGGGAAUGCCCAUACAGUGUAUCAGCAUUUUUUGGCAAUUCCAGUCUAACCUACAAACAUGGUCAAAAUUAUUUUGCACCAGAUGUAUUGUACCAGACUAUGCGAAACUAUGGGAUGAACGAAACGUCCAAAUUUAAUGUGACCUGGGAGUUUCAAGUGGACUCAGAGUUUUAUUAUAUGGUAAGAUUGCAUUUUUGUGAGUUUGACGAACACAUUCAAAGUGUUGGAGAGAGAGUUUUUCAGAUCUUCAUAGAUGAUGCUUUGGUGGAACCUGUAGCGGAUGUGAUGAUGUGGAGUGGUAAUCAGCUUCUGGUUCCUGUCCACAGGGACUAUGUGGUUUCCAUGCAUGGUGGAGGAAUCUUGAAGAAACUGAAUCUUUCAAUCAAGUUGCAACCACACCCAUAUGCAAGAAGCACUUACAGAGAUGUUUUAUUGAACGGUAUUGAAAUUCUAAAGAUAAUUAACUUCAGAGACCAUGUCGAAGGUUCCAGUCCCAAUCCACAUCCAGCUCCCUUACUGCCAUCCACAUUACCAUCGAAAACAAGGGUAAUUUCCAUUGCUGUGGGGGUAGCUUCAAGCUUGGUGUUGCUUUCUCUUAUUGUUUUGAUUACUUCCCAGGCAUUAGCUAGAGGUCCGGUCAACCAAGGGAGUUCGUGUUGGGGACAGAAAACAUUAGCCAUGCCCAAAAUCAACAAAACCCAGGGAUCAUCGUUUCCAUCUGAUUUGUGUCGCUGCUUUUCAAUAGAAGAGAUAAGAGCAGCCACUAAUAAUUUUGAUGAUAUUUUUAUUUUGGGUGUUGGAGGGUUCGGUAAUGUGUACAAAGGUUUCAUUGAUGAUGGUAGGGUUCCCGUCGCCAUAAAACGACUCAAACAAGGUUCACAACAAGGGCUCGACGAGUUUCAGACUGAGAUAGAAAUGCUCUCACAAUUUUGUCACUUUCAUUUGGUAUCUCUCAUUGGUUAUUGCAAUGAUGGAGAUGAGAUGAUCCUCGUCUAUGAGUUCAUGGCUGGUGGCACCCUCUGUGAGCAUCUUUACAAUUCUAACAAUCAACCACUUUCUUGGAAUCAAAGGUUGGAGAUUUGCUUAGGUGCAGCGCGAGGAUUGCAUUAUCUGCAUACGGGUGCAAAACAUGCUAUCAUACACCGGGACAUCAAGACGACAAACAUCUUAUUAGAUGAAAAAUGGAUGGCCAAGAUUUCAGAUUUUGGAUUGUCUAAAGUAGGACCCGAGGGUAUCUGGAGAUCUAACAUCGAUGUAAGCACAAUGGUGAAAGGAAGUAUUGGAUAUUUGGAUCCAGAAUAUUACAUGUGCCAAAGAUUAACAGAGAAGUCUGAUGUGUACUCGUUUGGAGUGGUGUUGCUAGAGGUAUUGUGUGGGAGGCCUCCUAUCUUGCGUUCAGUGGAGAGACAACAACAAAGCUUGGUAGAUUGGGUUAGAAGAUGUGCUAAUGUGGGUGAGAUUCAUCUCGUGGUUGAUCCCUUUGUGAGGGAAAGUAUGACACCAGAGUGCUUAAAGGCAUACACUAAAAUUGCAUUGAACUGCCUAUCUGAUGAUGGGAAUGAACGGCCACCCAUGGGUGAUGUGAUGUUGGACCUAGAGUCUAUGGUUGAGAUGUCAAUGAAAGCGGAGGAGCUAACACUUGGUAGGUCUCAAGAGUGUAAAAGCAUGGAGAUUAGUGUUGAAGAUUGAUUCGCAAUGAUGGGCGCACAAGAUGAAAUUCUGUUCUUUUGGUGUAAAUGUACAAUUGCCAGUUGCUUAGAUAAACUAGUUAGAGGGUUGGUCUAGCUUAACUAGGUAUCUUGAGUUUGAACCCAGGAUAUGCAACAUUGAUUAAUUAAAUUCUUGGUUGGAUAUAUGCCCCCUAAAGAGUUGCCAGCAAGCUGACUGGAUUAGUCUGGGUCAAAAAUCUUGGAUACUAGAGGGAAAAUAAGGUACAAGAUACAAACUUUUAGCCGUUGGUUUAUUUAUGGCUCGAACGCGCGUGCUUCUUCAUCUUCAGUCCCAGCAGGCUUCUUCUUUUUGGUUUAUUGAUGUUUUUGCUGUCAUUUAGGUUGUUGUAGACUAUAAAAGCAGAUGGUCAUAUUGCUGAAUUAUUAGCGUGUAUACUUAUUUUUGU
Messenger RNA from Prosopis cineraria, 2881 nucleotides. Its product is annotated as receptor-like protein kinase FERONIA. Bases 13 to 2454 code for a protein of 813 amino acids. Gene Ontology annotation, biological process: protein phosphorylation. The transcript has a single exon. The record is from RefSeq and is a predicted model, not a curated record. NCBI's taxonomy places the organism in Eukaryota, Viridiplantae, Streptophyta, Magnoliopsida, Fabales, Fabaceae. Gene Ontology annotation, molecular function: peroxidase activity; protein kinase activity; ATP binding.